Messenger RNA from Nothobranchius furzeri (turquoise killifish), 2614 nucleotides. RefSeq names its product urocanate hydratase 1 (gene uroc1). NCBI's taxonomy places the organism in Eukaryota, Metazoa, Chordata, Actinopteri, Cyprinodontiformes, Nothobranchiidae. Gene Ontology annotation, molecular function: urocanate hydratase activity. Gene Ontology annotation, biological process: L-histidine catabolic process. The record is from RefSeq and is a predicted model, not a curated record.
AGGCCAGUGAGACAGGAUGGUGAAAAGUGAUCGGCUUUAAAAGUUCACCACCAGUGUUCAGUGACGCUGCUGUCGGUGUCCAGCCGCAAGUUUCCCAGAAACUACCCAACGUCAUGUCAGAUUUAAAGCAGCUGUGUAGCGGUUUACCUCUGGAUCCUUUACCUCCCAACCGGGGAAGAGAUCCCAACGUGCCACACGCUCCUGUUCGAACUCCAAACCUCUCAGCUGAAGAGGAACGGCUGGCAUUGAGAAAUGCUUUGCGGUAUUUCCCUCCCUCCCAUCAUGCAACGCUUGCACCCGAAUUUGCUCAAGAGCUGCGGCAGUAUGGCCACAUAUACAUGUACCGAUUCUGUCCAGGGUUUCGGAUGAGAGCCUACCCCAUCAGCCAGUAUCCCUGCCAAACACGCCAGGCAGCAGCUAUAAUGCUGAUGAUCAUGAACAACCUGGACCCUGCAGUUGCUCAGUUUCCUCAAGAGCUUGUGACCUACGGAGGGAACGGACAGGUGUUUAGUAACUGGGUCCAGUUCUGGCUCGUCAUGAGCUACCUGAGCGAAAUGACAGAAGAGCAGACUCUGGUGAUGUACAGCGGACAUCCCAUGGGGCUUUUCCCCAGCUUUCCUUCGUCUCCUCGCGUCGUCAUCACCAACGGCAUGGUUAUUCCAAAUUACUCCUCCAGGGAUCAGUAUGAGAAGAUGUUUGCACUUGGUGUGUCAAUGUACGGUCAAAUGACCGCAGGAAGUUACUGCUACAUUGGGCCACAAGGGAUUGUUCAUGGCACUCUGCUGACAGUGCUGAAUGCAGGUCGAAGGUACCUUGGCACCGAUGACUUGAAGGGACGGGUCUUUGUGACCUCAGGCCUUGGUGGGAUGAGCGGAGCUCAGGCCAAAGCUGCAGUCAUCGCUGGUUGUAUUGGUGUGAUUGCUGAGGUGGACGAGGUGCCUUUGAAGAAGAGAUACGAGCAGGGCUGGGUCAUGGAGAUCACCAGCAGCUUGGAGCAAUGCAUCAAACGCAUCAGGGAGGCCAAGACUUCUAAGGCUCCUCUUAGCUUGGGUUUCCAUGGCAACAUUGUGGACUUGUGGGAGAGACUCCUACAGGAGUUUGAGAAAACAGGAGACCUCCUGGUAGAUCUGGGCUCAGACCAGACGUCACUACACAACCCCUUUAAUGGAGGGUACUACCCGGCCUCACUCAGCUUCCGCCAGGCCCACCAGCUCAUGUCCACCGAUCCUGAACGCUUCCGAAGCCUCGUCCAGGAGAGCCUCCGAAGGCACACGGAGGCCAUCAAUAAGUUGUCUGAUGCAGGAAUGUUUUUCUGGGAUUAUGGCAACGCAUUCCUCCUAGAGGCCCAAAGAGCUGGCGCAGAGGUCACCAAGGUGGACGGAGGGGCAACAGAGUUCCGCUACCCCUCCUAUGUUCAGCACAUCAUGGGGGACAUUUUCUCUUUAGGUUUUGGGCCUUUUCGCUGGGUGUGCACCUCUGGUGAUUCCCAAGAUCUGUCCGUCACCGACGACAUCGUUGCCAAAGUUCUGGAGGAAAUUGCUGCCAAUGUGUCGGACCGAAUUAAACAGCAGUACAGCGACAACAUCCGCUGGAUCAGAGAGGCUGGGAAGCACAAAAUGGUCGUGGGAUCCCAAGCCAGAAUCCUCUACUCUGACCAGAAAGGAAGAGUCUGCAUCGCUUUGGCCAUCAACCAGGCCGUUGCUGAUGGAAGAGUUUCAGCACCCGUGGUUAUCAGUAGAGACCACCAUGAUGUCAGUGGCACAGACAGCCCUUUCAGAGAGACCUCUAAUGUGUACGACGGCUCUGCUUUCUGUGCAGAUAUGGCUGUCCAGAAUGUUGUGGGAGAUGCUUUCAGAGGUGCUACAUGGGUCGCUCUGCACAACGGUGGAGGUGUUGGCUGGGGUGAGGUAAUAAACGGAGGAUUUGGUUUACUGCUGGACGGCUCAGGUGAGGCGGCAAAACGCGCUCGUCAGAUGCUCAACUGGGACGUCUCCAAUGGGGUGGCUCGUCGCUGCUGGUCCGGGAACAUAAAUGCCUACGAGACCAUCCAAAGCACCAUGGAGGAGAAUCGGCAGCUGCGCGUCACCAUGCCCUUUCAGGUGCAGGACGAACGUGUGCUGGACCGAGCGCUGCAGGACUAACCACCUCUUCCGUCUGGAUCGACGACACGGCUGAUUACAGCAGAGGAAUCCAGCAGCUGCAGUCACUUCAGUUUGUUUCUCUAAAUAAGGCCUUCUGCAGUUAAAACUACACGCCACAAAGAUGACUAAACAGGCUGAAAAUUUAAAUGAUAAUCUGAUUUUUCAUCACACAUAAAAAAGUGGCAAAUUCGCUGAUCAACCAGUAAGUUGAAGUUGUGCGGUAACGACUGGGUUUAUUUUUAGAAAACUGAGUUGCUGCCACCAGUUUACCCAGCAUCUCUACUGAAUCCAGUUUUCAUGUCUGGAACCGGGAGAGAAAAGGCCUCCAGACCAGGCUACACCUCUAACAGCAGCAGGUCAGCUUUCCUUAACUGGAUGACAAAACUUGACCUUUCAAAAUAAAACAAAGCAAGUUUAGCUCUUUGAUAUUCUCUAUUUUUUUCAUGUUGAUAAUAAAGUUAAAAGUCUGUGAA